CAGUGCCCCCGCGGGUGCCCUGGUGGGUGUGGGAUCCUCCCACGCUGUGCAUUGAUACAUCCCGGAACAGUGUCAGGGCAGUGCCAGGACAGUGCUGGGACCGUGCCAGGAAUGGGUCAGGACAGUACUUGGACCAUACCGGGACCUGGACUGUACUGGGACAGUACCUGGACUGUACCGGGACCAUACCUGGACCGUACCGGCACCGGGACAGUACCUGGACCACACCCGGACCGUACCGGGACAGUACCUGGGCUGUACCGGGACCAUACUUGGUCCGGACAGGGACCGGGACAGUACCGGAUCGUGCCCCACACGCCGCCCAGGUUCCCUGCGAUCCUAUCCCGCUCCCAUUCCCGGGAGUCCCCGUUCCCGGGGCCGGGCGGGGCGGCCACUGUCCCCGCCCCGGGGCGCUCCCGCCGCUUCCUGCGGGCACGACCGGGACGGGGCGGGACGGGCUGGGGCGGCGGCGGCGGGAGCGGAGCGCGAGCCGCCCUGUGCCCCGCCGGUGCCAGGCGAUGCCGGGAUGCCAGUGCCCGCUUGCCCACAGCGCCCUGCCCUGAGCCCGGAGCCCGGCUGUGCCAUGGAGGAUCCGGCCGGUGCCGUGACCGAGCCAUGGGCCGAGGGGCUCCACAACACCAACAACAACGCGGCCCCGGGGGGGUGGCCGGGUGCCCGCAGCGGGCACCCCCUGGCACCUUUCGGGGGUCCUGGGGCCAAGCCCAGCUACCUGGACCGCGUGGUGCUGGAGAUUGUGGAGUCGGAGCGCACCUACGCCCGCGACCUGCGCAGCAUCGUGGAGGGUUAUCUGGGCAAGAUCAUCGACGCGGAGGAGCCGGUGCUGCGGCCGGAGCAGGUCAGCGCGCUCUUCGGGAACAUCGAGGACAUCUACGAGCUCAGCAGCACCCUCCUGCAGAACCUGGAGAGCUGCGCCAGUGACCCUGUGGCCGUGGCCGUGUGCUUUGUCACCCGGAGCCAGGAAUUCACCAUCUACACCCAGUACUGCAACAACUACCCCAGCUCGGUGGCAGCGCUGGCCGAGUGCAUGAGGAGCAAGGUCCAGGCGCGUUUCCUGCGGGAAUGCCAGGAGCGGCUGCGGCACGCGCUGCCCCUCGGGGCCUACCUGCUCAAGCCCGUCCAGAGGAUCCUCAAGUACCACCUGCUGCUCCAGGAGAUCGCCCGGCACUUCGAGCACAAGGCGGGGGACGACUACGAGCUGGUGCUGGAGGCCAUCGACACCAUGACCUGCGUCGCCUGGUACAUCAACGACAUGAAGCGCAAGCACGAGCACGCCAUCCGCCAGCAGGAGAUCCAGUCGCUGCUGCUGGGCUGGAAGGGGCCGGACCUGACGAGCUACGGGGAGCUGGUGCUGGAGGGCACCUUCCGGGCGCAGCGGGUGCGCCACGACCGUGCCCUCUUCCUCUUCGACAAGGCCCUGCUCAUCACCAAGCGCCGCGGGGACCACUACGUGUACAAGAGCCACAUCCCGUGCUCCUCGCUGAUGCUGAUCGAGAGCACGAGGGACUCGCUGUGCUUCAGCCUGGCGCACUACAAGCACGGCAAGCAGCAGCACAGCCUGCAGGCCAAGAGUGUGGAGGAGAAGCGCAUGUGGACCCACCACAUCAAGCGGCUCAUCCUGGAGAACCACCACGCCACCAUCCCCCAGAAGGCUAAGGAAGCCAUCCUGGAGAUGGACCUGUUCUACCCCCCGCGCCUGCCCCGCUGCAGCCCCGAGCGCCUGAAGAAGAGCUGGUCCUGCCAGCCCCUGGGUGACGCUGCCACCGAGCCACUCCAGGGACGCCGGCAGUCCGAGCCCUUCCAGCACCAGGAGCACAUGGAGACACUCCUGGAACGGCUGCAGGGACACGGGGGGCGCAGGCAGUCGGGUGCGAAUGGCAGCAAGGCUCGGGGGCCUCGGGGUGCUGACAAGUUUGGGGACACAGGGGUGAUGCCACUGUCACCUCACCUCCCCACAGAGCCCUCCAAGCACAACCUGUGGCACCUGGGUGAGCAAGGGCUGAAGCAUUCUGGCAGCGACGGGGCACUCCUGGAAGGGGGGGAGCCCCCCCAGCACCCCAGAGCCUGGGCGGCAGCUGAGGGCAUGGUGGAGGAGGAAGAGGAGGAGGAGGGAGAGGAGGCUUUGGGCAAGGACUGCCAGGAAGAGCUGCCUGAGGCUGGGAAUCGGCUGGUGGAGCCCCAGGAAGAGCAGGCCGUGGGGCACUCACGGGUGCUGGAGGGACCCAAACGGCCGAGCAGCUGGGGGCCAGGGAGCUGUGAGAAGGUCAGUGCAGCCCUGCAGCCCCCACCUGGGGGUCCCCAGGGACCCAGCACCCACUCACCCGCUGGCAGCUCCGGGGAGCACCGUGAGGUGCCAGAGGCACCCAAAUCCCCGUCCCCGGCGGGGCCCCCGGCGCUGCCCAGUGGGGACAGGGAGCCGGAGCGCGCUGCGGAGGAUUUGCAGGUGCUGAGCAGCGAGGAGGAGGAGGAGGAGGAGGAAGAGGAGGAGGAAGGAGCUGCCAGCAUCCUGCCGCCGUCGGUGCUGGACCAGGCCAGCGUCAUCGCCGAGCGGUUCGGCGGCGGCAGCAGCCUGUCCCGGCGGAGCAGCCUGGCACUGGAGGGGCCGCUGGGACGUGCCCCCAGCCACGGCGGCAGCACCCUCAGCCUGGACGGGGGCCCCCCGCUCGAAUCCGGGGAGCCCGGGGGCUCCUGCAGCACCAUCCCCUCGCCCGAGCCCUUCGCCAGAGCCCGCCGGGAAUCGCUGCUCUCCAACCGGGACCGCCUGCUCCUCGACAAGAUCAAGAGCUACUACGGCAACGCCGAGCACCGCGACGCCGGUUUCGGGGUGCGCCGCCGCGAGAGCCUCUCCUUCAUCCCCAAGGGGCUGGUGCGCAGCUCCGUGUCCCGCCUCAAUGGGCUCCCGCGGCCCCCCGGCAGCCCCGAGCCCCCCGCGCAGCCCGAGGCGCCGGAGCCGUGCCAGGAGAACGGGGUGCAGCCCCCCGAGCCGCUGCUCAUCCUGGAGGAGGAUGAUGUGGGCGCCGGGGGGUCACCCCCGGCGCCGCCCCCCCAGCUGCUGCUGACCCCCCCUCACCUGGGCACCAAGGUGUACCAGCUGGCACGGCAGUACAGCCUCCGCAUCAAGAGCCGCCGCGCCGGCGCCCGCCGGCCCCCGCUGCCGCGGGAGGACGGGGACCCCCCUCCCAGCACGCCCUCGCCGGCUGCGCCGCGGGACGGAGGAGGGCUGGCGGUGCGCCCGUCCCCGUGUCCCCCCCGCAGCCCCUCGAGCCCCAUGGGUGCCGAGCCCUUCGCCUGGCCCGACGUGCGGGAGCUCCGUGCCCGUUUCGGCGCCCCCCGGCCCCCGCCCGUGAGCCGCAGCCGUUCGGCGCCCGAGGGUCCCGUUCGGGGCGGGCGCCCCGUCGGGAAGGAGCGCGGCGGCGGCGGCGGCCGGAGCCGGAGCGCCGAGGCCAACGGGGGGUCCGACAGCCGGAGCCCGGCACCGGCGAGGCACAGCAGCGACGGGGCGCUGUGGGUGGCGGCAGAAGCCCCCCUGGGCCCCGGGCAGCGGGUGCUGGUGCUGGAGCGGCUGCCGGAGCCCCCCACGUACGUGCAGAUCCGCUCGCCCACCACCCGCGAGAAGAUCUGCCUGAAGGCGGUGGUGGAGCGCUGCAAAGCCUACCAGGCUUCCGAGGAGUACCGGCGGCGCUGCCCCGAGCCUCCCGACACCCCCGAGCCCCCCCGCCACGGCCUCGUCAGGGACCUCCGGCAGAAGUUUCAGAGCCUCGACUCUGCCAGCUAGGA
Molecule: messenger RNA, 3795 nt
Organism: Pseudopipra pipra
Lineage: Eukaryota; Metazoa; Chordata; Aves; Passeriformes; Pipridae
Gene: PLEKHG3
Product: pleckstrin homology and RhoGEF domain containing G3
Exons: 16
Coding region: 527-3793 (1088 amino acids)
Biological process (GO): regulation of establishment of cell polarity
Molecular function (GO): small GTPase binding; guanyl-nucleotide exchange factor activity
Source: RefSeq, a predicted model, not a curated record